AUGACGCACUGUUUCUUCGUCGUUCUCUUAAUUGGACAUGCUACAGGAACCUUUGACUAUAGCGGCAGAGCCACGUUGGAUGAUGUCAAGGCUUUCUUCGACACCCCGGAAAAGGUCCUUCUGCUCCGAAGAAGCUAUUCUCGUUUGAUUGAGAACUCUGACCCCAAAUGCAUAUAUAGCAGGAAAACUACUGUCUCACCGACGCACAUUGCACUAAUCGAACAGUUUGAUUAUGGCGACCGAAGUAGCAAACUUCAUUGUACUGCGUACCGUGUUUACAUGGAGAUGUCGAAGGGGAAAGGAAUGGACGUCGCACCACUGCUGAAGGCAGCAAAAGUUGAUGCGCCGUGGUGUCCUUUUACUGAGCAAGAAGUAAGUUCUGGAACCAAAACUCAUCAGCAAGGGUACAAGAAUGGGCGAACUUACACUUUCCAAUACUAUGACUCCACAGACAAAUGCGCUGUGAUAACGUUCUCAGACAAAGAAUGUGAAAUAAAAUGUGAACUGCACGUCUGGGAAUAUUACCGUAAUUCGACAAUGACCAAUUGCAUCAGAGAAUAUGAAUACUUGUGCGGACAUCGCACUAAGUACACCCCUUAUGAGAGUGAUAUUUGUAAUUGGGAUAGUAGUCGUUAUGAAAGGCGAUAUGUGUUCAUUCCUCAUAAAACCACUGCGAAUUGAUGCGAACGUUUGUCCUUCCUCUGUAAUAUACCGCGGGCAUAGCAUCAUUUAUUCUUCUGCGAACAGUGUUUCGUAGAGAUCAAUAAAAUUUGCCUAAAAUAUUUUGCUGCUUC
Molecule: messenger RNA, 794 nt
Organism: Dermacentor andersoni
Lineage: Eukaryota; Metazoa; Arthropoda; Arachnida; Ixodida; Ixodidae
Source: RefSeq, a predicted model, not a curated record